Echinops telfairi (small Madagascar hedgehog) is the source of this 1095-nucleotide messenger RNA. It is a transcript of the gene RCHY1, whose product is annotated as ring finger and CHY zinc finger domain containing 1. The transcript is spliced from 9 exons. Gene Ontology annotation, cellular component: nucleus. Gene Ontology annotation, biological process: protein ubiquitination; ubiquitin-dependent protein catabolic process. Bases 42 to 827 code for a protein of 261 amino acids. Lineage: Eukaryota; Metazoa; Chordata; Mammalia; Afrosoricida; Tenrecidae. The record is from RefSeq and is a predicted model, not a curated record. Gene Ontology annotation, molecular function: zinc ion binding; ubiquitin protein ligase activity.
AUCCCUGGGAAAGGGCCCGUGGACUCCGACGGGAGGUGGAGAUGGCGGCAACCGCGGGGGAAGAUGGCGCCUGUGGCCAAGAUCAAGGGCGCCGGGGCUGCAAACAUUAUGACAGAGGAUGUCUCUUGAAGGCACCCUGCUGUGACAAGCUGUACACUUGCCGGUUGUGUCACGAUAGCAACGAAGACCACCAGCUAGACCGCUUUCAAGUGAAGGAAGUGCAGUGCAUGAACUGCGAAAAAAUUCAACAUGCCCAGCAGACUUGUGAGGAAUGUAGCACCUUGUUUGGAGAAUAUUAUUGCGAUAUAUGCCAUCUGUUUGACAAAGACAAGAAGCAGUAUCAUUGUGAAAGCUGUGGAAUUUGUAGAAUUGGUCCAAAGGAAGAUUUUUUCCACUGUUUGAAAUGUAACUUGUGCCUCGCGAUGAACCUCCAAGGGAAACACAAGUGUAUUGAAAAUGUCUCCCGGCAGAAUUGUCCAAUAUGCCUGGAGGACAUUCACACAUCUCGAGUUGUUGCUCAUGUCUUGCCAUGUGGGCAUCUUUUACACAGGACAUGUUACGAAGAAAUGUUGAAAGAAGGCUACAGGUGUCCGUUAUGCAUGCACUCAGCUUUAGACAUGACCAGGUUCUGGAGACAGCUGGAUGACGAGGUGGCCCAGACUCCCAUGCCAUCCGAAUAUCAGAACAUGACUGUAGAUAUUCUCUGCAACGAUUGCAAUGGGCGCUCCACAGUCCAGUUCCAUAUAUUAGGCAUGAAAUGUAAGAACUGUGACUCCUACAAUACUGCUCAAGCCGGAGGACGUGGGAUCUCACUAGAUCAGCAGUGACCAGCCUGGACUACACUGGAAAAGCUAGCAUUUCUGAUACAUAAUGGGGUUGCCAUAGUGUCCUGUUGUCAUACCAUGUCACAAUCUGUGCAUUAGACUUGGAGUGUUUUGUACUGUGUCACAGCAUAAAAUCAUAUUGUAAGUACUUAAGGAUUCAGGGUCUCUGUAACUAUCAUAGCUCCAUAUUGCAUGAAAGCCACUGCUUGUAUUUUUGAUUGGAAAUUUCUUUAGUGUCAGUUAUUUGGAAGCCAGUGAUGUUUGCCAUUGA